Aedes aegypti (yellow fever mosquito) is the source of this 1963-nucleotide messenger RNA. Its product is annotated as protein KBP homolog. Lineage: Eukaryota; Metazoa; Arthropoda; Insecta; Diptera; Culicidae. The record is from RefSeq and is a predicted model, not a curated record. Bases 142 to 1917 code for a protein of 591 amino acids. The transcript has 2 exons. Gene Ontology annotation, molecular function: protein binding.
UUUCGCUACCACCCACUUUCGCGUUCGUCAGUUCAGUUAGAUUGCAUUUCCACCCGUUGCGAGAGAAGUGGAACUGCUUGUGCAUCGAUUAGUGUUUAGUGUCUUGUGCAAUUCGUUAUCGAUCCAACCAACAGCGUGAAAAUGGGCAUCACCAAGGAAAGCCUGUCGGACAUCCGCGAGGAGUUCGAGGAAGCCCACCAGAAGAUCGACGAGGACAGCAAAAACGAUCCCCCGACGGAACCUUUCCGGUCGCAUUAUGCCGCCCGGGACAUCCUUCAGGGCGUGCAGCGAAAGUUGAAAAAUCUGAGGGAAUCACUGGACCAGGGGUCGGAGGCGGAACUGACCGUGCGAUGCAUACUGGCUAAUGUGUUGAAGGAUAUUGGAAGGAUAUCGAUUUUUACCGAGGAACUGAGCAAUGGGGAACUGGUCCUGAAGGAAGCGCUGGAACUGGUUAAGGACGAAAAGGAAACGGCUUCCGGGGUCAAUGCUCAUAUUGAGGUGCUGAAUCAGCUGGGAAUAUUGUACUGCAAUCGGGGAAGCUUUGAGGAAUCGAAGGUUAUUUUGGAACAAGCAGCGGACAAUUAUAGAGACGUGAAGGAAAUGGAAGGAUUUGAACCGUUGACGAUUUCUGAUUUGUUCGGAACAAAAGACGAGAUCGAGAAGGGAAAGGGACAGCUGCUACUGGAGAAGAACCACACCUUGACUCUGUACUAUUUGGCACAAAUUUACGGUUAUCUGGAAGAUUUGGUCAAAUCUGCGCACUUUUGCCACAUGACUUUGAAGCGGCAGUUGGAUUACAAUGAUUACGAGCACAUAGAUUGGGCUCUGAAUUCGGCCACCCUUUCGCAGUAUUAUUUCCCCAAGAACCACCUCAGUCAAUCGAGGCACCUGCUGGCGGCCGCUUCGUACAUGUUGGACCGUUUCGAGGAGGACGUAAUUCCCAAGGAAACGAAUCCAGCCGCCAGAACGGAAAAGAUCGAAAACCUUCGGCAUCGAUCGGCAGAUGUGGCUCGCUGUUGGGCCAAGUAUGCCAUCCAUAUUCUGGCCACCAGCAAGGAAAGGCUCUGCGAAGAUGAUCCCGAGGAUGGAGCGGAAAACCCGAAAGGGGACGGCCUUAGUCCAGUGAAGGAAAUCGACCGUUUCAUCGGUUUGGAAGGAUUGUCGGUAUACGAAGACCAGAUAAUGGAUGAGUUCUGCCUGACCCUCGAGGAUGCCAAGCUGGUCAUGUUGAAUGGGCUCAGUUGGUUGAACAAGGCGAAGGAAUACUACACCAAAGAAACGGAAGCGUCGCAGUACGCAAAGAUAGUGCAGGACAUUGCUUCUUUGUACAAGCAUUUGGCGUUUUUCGAUGACAACGAGGACAAUCAGUGCAAGCUUUAUAAGCGAUGCGCAGAUCAAUUGGAAGAACUGGACCAGGUGCUGAACGCUACGUACUAUCAAACCAUUUGCAGAGAAAUCUGGUAUGAGCUGGGUCUCACUUACUCGAAAAUGUUGGACGUGAAGCUGAGCAAAUUGGAAACUGCAACCGCCAGUGAACGACCGUCGCCCCAUGCCCUGAACAAAAUUAACAAACUCUGCGAAAAGAGCAUUUCCAAGUUCCAAAAGUUUCUCGAAUCCUACAAAGUUCCGCUGGACACGCUGGAGAUCCCCGCCGGAAUCGAUGAAGCCGAACUGCAACCGGUACUCUUCGCUUACUUCCACAUCGGGCGAUUGUACUAUAAGGUCAUCACGCCGGACAAGAAGAUGCAGCUGGCCAACGUGCAGAACAGUUUCCGAUAUUAUCAUCACUUUGUGAAGAGCUGCGAGGAAAACGAAUCGGUCGGAGCGCACUUCAAAGCCGAAAUUGGAGUCUGUAAGGAGAUGAACACGCUUCUGCCGUUGAAAAUCAAGAAACUCCAGAACGAACUGAACGAAUAAAGCCUGGAAGGGUCAGUGAUAUGAAUAAAUGUAUGAAUUCAGACGA